ACCCAAGUCAAAAUAAAUUAAAAGUGUAAAUUAGGUCUACCACCUUAUUUCAUUUCCCUCUCCCUCUCCGACGGGACCCUUCUCUCCUCUCCCAUUUCACGGCACCGUUGAGACCGCCGCCUCUCCGUUCCACAUCGUCAAUCACUGGUCUACUGGCGCCGCGCCUCGUUCCAUUUCGACGCCACACAUCGCCCGGUUCUCUCCAUUUCGGCGCCGACUGCCGACCACGGACGACGAGCUCGCCACCAACUGCACUAGUUAAAAAAUCAAACAAUAUAAAUGUUGAAAGGGAGGAAAACUGCUGGUAGGGGAGAGACUGUGGCCGCACACUACGCUUUUGGCCCCCUUGAGGAUGACAUUAUAAUCAAACACAGGCUUCUGACCCGCACAACUACGACAAGAGGUGAACCGCCGUUGAAGAAACUUCAGAAGAAGUUUACAGCCUUCGCAGUAGAGGUAGAAAAAGAUGCUGAUAAUCAUGGCGACUGUGAAAGACUUGCCAAAGCUUUCUUGCAGGAGCUGAACACUUUUGAAAUUCCACUGCUCAAGAGUAAAGCGAUCAUCGAUGCAAAUGUUAGAGAGAAGGAGAACUUUAACGAGUUAAAAAAUGAGAUAAAUCGACAGAUUUUGCUAGCACAGGAUGAUAUAGAAGAUUUGAAGAAACAGCUGGAGGAUAGCAAGAUUGAGAGGCAGCACAAAGAGGAGUGCGAAGCUAUUAGGAAGUUAAUUGCUAUGCAGCCACCAAGAUCAGCAACACAGAAAACCAUAACAGAACUUGAACAGGAGAUUGCAUCCCUGGAAUCAGAAAACACUUCUGGCUCGAGGACACUAGAACUCCGCAAAAAGCAAUUUUCGCUGCUGUUGCAUGUGGUUGAUGAAUUACAAAACACCAUUGAGGAAGAACAAAGGAGUUUAAUGGAGGAAAUGAGAACAUCAAUCGAUGAGCCUAGGGCUGCAUUGGAAGAUGCUACUGGGGGUCCUGAAGCUAUGGCUCUUGACUAAAUGGUACUUAGCAUCAUGCCUGGCAUUUUUUAGCUUAAUGUAAACCGCUAAACCCUUUUUUUGGUAUGCAUCUGUUCAAGGAUGAAUGUUGUGAUUUAUAUGAAAAUACUGUUUAGAUUUCUAA
This is a messenger RNA of Salvia hispanica, 1126 nucleotides long. Its product is annotated as THO complex subunit 7A-like. The record is from RefSeq and is a predicted model, not a curated record. Gene Ontology annotation, biological process: mRNA export from nucleus; mRNA processing. Gene Ontology annotation, cellular component: THO complex part of transcription export complex. Lineage: Eukaryota; Viridiplantae; Streptophyta; Magnoliopsida; Lamiales; Lamiaceae.